ACAAAUUUCCGCAUCCGCUUUCCGAGAUACGCCAACGGAACGCUAGAAAAAUUCCCCCAGUUUUGAUACAUAAAAAUGUCACAUACUAUUUUGCUCGUACAACCUGGGAAAAAACCCGAAACACGAACAUAUUCGGACUAUGAAUCGGUUAACGAAUGCCUCGAAGGAGUUUGUAAAAUCUAUGAGGAAUAUCUCAAACGUCUAAAUCCAGAUAGCCCCUCUAUCACGUAUGACAUAAGUCAACUAUUUCAGUUUGUUGAUAAUUUGGCCGACCUCAGCUGUCUAGUAUAUCAGAAGUCUUCAUCGACUUACGUACCACACAACAAGGAUUGGAUCAAGGAGAAAAUUUACGUGUUAUUGAGAAGACAAGCUGGAGGAAACAAGUGAAUGACAGUUUACUAUGAACAACCAACAUCUUUUGUAUUUAUAGUGGACCUAAACUUGUUUGUUUGCACUGUCUAUCAGUAAUGGUUUUCAUUUAUAUCUCUUGAGCAAGUAAUAAAGAAAUUAAAUCCCAAGUAGUUUUCACAUAAUGGAUGCUGGAAUACCAUUGAUAAAAUCGAGUGCUGAUUCUGUUCAAAACACUUCCUAGCAAUUUUUUUUAUCUUUCGUUCUAUAAAUUAUAUAAACUAAGUUAUUCCAUUUUUUUUAUUUUUUCUACGGUUUUGCUUAAAAAUAAAAAUAAGAUGGCAAUCGCCUGGCUUUAAAUGAA
Molecule: messenger RNA, 712 nt
Organism: Dimorphilus gyrociliatus
Lineage: Eukaryota; Metazoa; Annelida; Polychaeta; Dinophilidae
Source: the annotation of a GenBank genome assembly